AUCCCCCCCUUGUCCUGAUAAAUCUCUCCCAUCCCCUCACCCCCCCCUUAGAUCCCCAUUGUCCCCUCAGCACGCAGCUGAGGUGACCUCCGUCCCUCAGGGCCUGCUGAACCCCCUCAUCCCCUCAGGGCCUGGCUGGAUCCCCCCCAUCUCCUCAGGAUCCCAUCAAACCCCCUUGCCCUGGCCUUUAGGAUCCCCCCAAACCCCCCUCAGUGUCCCAUUAAAUCCCCUCUGUGGCCGCGGCAGGGGCUGCCCUCAGCCCGGGCGCCAUGUUCUACAUGCACUUGCUGGUGAACAAGCGCGGGCCCUUGGCCAAGAUCUGGCUGGCGGCGCACUGGGAGAAGAAGCUCACCAAAGCUCACAUCUUUGAGUGCAACCUGGAGGCUACUGUGGAGAAGAUCCUCUCGCCAAAGUUUACAAUAGCUCUGCGGACCUCUGGACACUUACUCCUUGGAGUGGUGCGGAUUUACCACAGGAAAGCCAAGUACCUCAUGGCAGACUGCAGUGAAGCUCUGACAAAAAUGAAGACAGCCUUUCGCCCGGGCCUUGUUGACCUUCCCAAGCAGAACUUUGAGGCUACUUAUCAAGCCAUUACACUACCUGAAGAGUUUCAUGAUUUUGAAACACCGCUACCUGACGUAAAUGCCAUUGACGUUGCUGAACACUUCACCUUGAACCAGAGCAGGCCUGAGGACAUCACGCUUGCAGAGGAUUACGAGAGCAAUUUAUUUCUUUGUGACAGAAACUUGGAUGGCAAACCAGAAGCCCUGAGGAAACAAAGCUUCUUUGAUGGCAGCAUCUUAACAAGCAGCAACAGUCUUGUCGUGGAUUGCUCCAUGAGUGUGAAAGGGUCUGCUCUGCGAGAGGAGACCUUCUGUUUUGAGUAUGACUGCUUUGGAGACGAGGAGGAUGCUGCAGAUAUGAUAGAAAUCCUGUUGAGGGACGAGAACACAGGCCUGGGUCAAGACAUUCUUGGUAUGGAGGAAGAAAACCCUUUGUCCCAAGAGCCACUGGAGAACAGCACAGCCGUUGAGUCCUGCUGUGCAGACACCACCAAUAAGGAAGUCAGUCACCUAGUGAGUGAAACCACACUUGUGUUGAAAGAAGAUGAUGGAUUUGUGCUUGAGCCACUUGAUGCUGCAGCUGUCACCCAGAGGAAGAAGAAUAGAAGGAAGAGGAAGUUGUUUGUGGAUGUAGACAAGGAACUCACCUGCUAUGCCAUGUACAACCAACUGAACAACUGCACAGACAUCAUGGCCACCUUGGACCUCGCCCCCCCAACCAAAAAAACAAUGCUGUGGAAGAAAUCCGGAGGUGUGGAUAAACUCCUGUCCCACACGACACAGCUGCUGCUUCCUGCUAAGCUGCAAAUGGUCCUUGCAACAUGCUUCAAGAGUCACGGAUUUAAGAUGAGAAGGAAGGAAAUACAGAGGGAGUCUGAAACGGAGGAAACAAGAAAAGAGCAAGAGACCACAGAGAUGCUGAUAGUAGAAGAGCCAAGUUUCCUGCAGGAGUCAGCUCAUUCAGACACUGAGAGAAAAAUUAGACAUGAUUCGUUUAUGUUGCCAUCAGAGGAUAACAGAAAUGUAACUGAUGAUCACUGUGGUGAAACUAUAAUGAGCAUGGUUUUGUCUGAGAGCUCCUCACUGGUGACCAGCAUCCUGGGCCAAGAGGCUGAAACGCAGCAAGUUGAGCUAACAAACGAGCUCACAAGGAACAGGAAAGACAGUGAAGAAAUCAGAUGGAACAAAAGAACUCUCCAGUUCCUAAAAGCCUUACAGCACCUGAAGAGAUCCGGGGUGAGCUCCUUCAGUUUCCAGGAUCUCAGUCGGAAAAACAACCGGAAAGAGGCCGCAGCCAAGUUUUACAUCCUGCUGGUGCUGAAGAAGCAGUCGAUUGUGGAGCUCAGGCAGAGCGUUCCCUUCACCGACAUCACAGCCACCACCGGCCCUAUGUUUGAUGCUCACUGACCUCGGGUCAGAGCCAGAUAAGCCACCAAAACUCAACCUGAUUGGUGAAUGAUUGAUUGAUUGGUGAUUUUCCAGCAGAUGGAUUCCUGGGGGAAAAUGACUGAAUGUCUUGUUAAACCAUGGAGCCACCUCUGAACUGCCGCCUCACAGGCGUGUGCCGUGUGCCAUGAUGUGCCACCAUGGUUACCAACAUGUUCCCUAGCUUGGUUAGUUUUAAUAUAGCUGGUUUGGUGACAAGCAGUUACUUAUUCUGUUAAUAAAAUACAUUAGGGAAGGAUUUAUGUUGUGAGGGAUUUUAGGAAAAGCCCUUAAAAAUCCUUUCUGGGAGACAGGAUUUGAACUAACACAUGUGUUAAUUCUCAUGCCAUCGGUAAGAGAAAUCUGCUGACCUCCCUGUAUCCAAAAUCCACCUAUUUGCAAUGAUUCCUUCCAGAGAAGGGCCGGUGUUUGCUAUUUCAAGGCCCAGUGAGGCAGUGCCUCCAGUGUUGUUUCCAUGUGUUCAGGCAGGGAGAGGUUACCCAGUCCAUGAAAGAGUCGCAUAAGCAUCAGGACAAACCCUCUCCUCUGCAAAUCCUCCAAUUUCACGUUCCGUGGAGCAUGUUCACUUAAGGAUGAACCCUUUGAUUUAUGUGUAGCCCUAUUUAAAAAUGGCUGUUAAAGGAAACCUUGUCGUUCUUUGCAGUUGCAUCUAAUUUAGGAUGAGUUUUAACACUUGUACUGCCAUGUGGUGGUGUUUUCCAGGCACACUGAACCCGUGCAGGUGGCUGUGGGUACAUCCCCUCCUGUUACCAUGAAAUCAAUAAAAACCCGAACAUGACAUC
Pezoporus flaviventris is the source of this 2791-nucleotide messenger RNA. RefSeq names its product RAD21 cohesin complex component like 1 (gene RAD21L1). Gene Ontology annotation, molecular function: protein binding; chromatin binding. Gene Ontology annotation, cellular component: synaptonemal complex; cohesin complex. The record is from RefSeq and is a predicted model, not a curated record. The transcript has 13 exons. Bases 270 to 1970 code for a protein of 566 amino acids. Gene Ontology annotation, biological process: mitotic sister chromatid cohesion; synaptonemal complex assembly; replication-born double-strand break repair via sister chromatid exchange. NCBI's taxonomy places the organism in Eukaryota, Metazoa, Chordata, Aves, Psittaciformes, Psittacidae.